Molecule: messenger RNA, 2445 nt
Organism: Symbiodinium sp. CCMP2592
Lineage: Eukaryota; Dinophyceae; Suessiales; Symbiodiniaceae
Source: the annotation of a GenBank genome assembly
AUGCGUCGAGAGUGCAAGCAAGCCAGUGCAAAAGCCCUGCUGGGACGUUGGCACUCCCUUCCUGGGACUGCGCACAUCAGAAUCCCAUCUGAUGAUUGCGAGCAGAUGCGGGCGCUGAAAGAGAGCAUGUGGCUUCUGGCCGAGAUGUGGUGUUCUUCUCCUGAGAUGCACUCACGUGCCAUCGCAGGGCUUCGGACUAUGAUGCUGGUGUUGUUGGGAUGUUUAUUUCCGGAGGACAUCAAGACGCACCGCAAAGAUAACGACCUUGAACUGCUGCUAGCAACGCUGCUGACCAUCCAAGGGAUCGUCCAGCUGAGGAGCCGCCGAACCACUCGGUGGGCGCAGAAAAUCAUAAGGCUCUGCACGCCCAUGAUCAGCAUGAUGCUACUGGCAGAGCAUCAUCCGGCGGCCAUUGCAACGGGGCUCAAAUAUGUCAAAAGCAGUCUGGAGAACUGCCAUGGGCAUGAUCAAGCAGCUUUGUAUGUCAUGUUUUCUGAGGAUACGACCUACAUUGGCAAGGCACUGCUUGAGAGAGCUCAUGCUGCACUAGGAGUCAAGGCCCGAAUCAUGGAACACCUAUCCGGCAUCCUUCGUGUGUACAGACGAGCUCAACAGCAAUGGUUCGUGAUCAGUGGACAGAAAGGCCGCUCCGCAGCGCAAGCAUGUGUUCGUCUGGCAUGCUUAGUGGCUCAAGUGCAAGGCUAUGUGCGGCGAUCCAGAGGCUACCAGCACGUGGACAGACUCUUGCACCGUUUUCGGCUGCCCGGUCGGCAAACGACGUGCUUCAAAGUUCCAGACGAGCGCUCGCUGAACAUCGCCAGACGGAUUGUUCGACAAGCGGCAAAAAGUCUGGCAAACAAGCACGGCGAGGUACUCUUGCCGUGGGUCCUUAGCAAAGUCAGAUUUGUUGGAGUUGCUGCCAAGAGAUAUACUGACAGGAGGAACAUAGUCGCGGCGGCCAAAUCAAUUGAUAUCAUGCAGGUCUGUACCACAAACCCUUUCAUGUUGGAAGGGCUUCAACGAGCCGAAGAAGUGAAACUGUUGCACGGAAACUGGGGGUUGCAAGACAAACAAGCCGGAAGUGGACAGCUACAAGCACUACACGUAGAGUUGUUAAACUGGUGCCACCAAAAGCACGUCCCGAGACCAGCUCGCCUGGACGGUCUCAAGACCCUCAGGCAAGCUUGCCAAGAGCGCUCCCUGGAGCCGCAGGGGCACGCCCCAGUGGGAGAGCAGUCAUACAUUCAACAGAUGCAGGCCGACGACCACGAGAUCUUGCUGCAGGAUGACAAGGAUCGGAAACGCACCUGGGGCAUGCCCUUCAUUGUCAUGUCUGCUUUGUUGGUUUUGCUGGUGCUAAGAGAUGGCACAAGAUGGCAUCCUACAGACAUGACCCCGGACCAGCUCAGUGCACUGGUGUAUGGGAUGAGUAUUUUUGCUUUGCCGAGUUUUCUCCGAAAGGGUGCGGUGACGGCUAAAUCCAUGGUGGUGAGCUUCUACCAUGCGCCGUGGCGCAAGGCUUGGAGACUUGCAGGCAGAGCAAUUCAGAUCAUCGUGCAGGCAACUUUUCCGGGUUUUGCUGUAUGGAACCUCCAGACGGCAGUUCCGCAAUUCUGUGAAGCCUUCGAUCAGUUGCGAUCUUCUACAAAUCCUUGCAGAUGCGAUAAAUGUGGUGCGGCCAAGUACCCAAGUACGCUACUCGUGGCCGAUGCUGCACAGAUGUACGAGCAAAUUGAUACGACAAAGGUGCUGCUCGCCUUCGACCGCGCUGCCGAGCGGCUUCGCCUGCGCAAGGGUCUGACGACAGUGACUGUCAAAAGACAGCGCAAACUGCUCGGAUGGACCGGUGGCCAGUCUGCGACCAGAUCUGGCAAGUUUGUGGUGUUUACAACAGCACAACUUCGGAAAAUGCUGUGGGCCAGCUGCGCUCUCCGCUUUGCCACACUGGGAAACCUGGUUGUUAGAGCGACUGGAGUCAUGAUAGGCGGUCUGCUCUCCAUGAUUGCUGCAGUUGGUCUCCUUUGUCAGGAGGAGCAAGUAGCGAAGGAGAGCCAGGAGUUUCGGAGGCUGUACCUUCCAAAUGGCUGGGAUAUGAUUCACGCUUUUUUUGCCAUGCGCUACGUGGACGAUCUUCUCAUAUACUCCGUCACUUUCGAGAUCUCGCCCGAAGCUCUAGAGCAAACAUGGACGGACCUGGUAUUCCGUGUAGAUCCAGUCUCCGGUAGAAUUGCAUGGGCGCCCAAAAACCCAAACCGGGAUUGGAUCUUGGGCAAAGCUGCAAAAAAGAAAGAGCGUUACAUUCCCUAUUUGGAUAGACUGCAGUGCCCCUUUGGCCUGAUCCGGGGCAUGCUCAUUGGCAGAGCAACGAGGCUUCGACACAUGGGGCUGUCUCCUAAUAUAUGCAGCGAGCAGUCAUGUUGGAAGAAUUGCAAGAACUCGUCCUAG